AUGCCCUCGCAAGCGCCGGCUACGGCGCGCAAAAUCGAGUACGUCGUGCCACAAGUGCUUACCAAAGAUGUACUUGCGCAUGGCUCCACACCUGCGCCUCCGAGCGAGUCGAUGCGUGCAUCGUAUGCGGCGGGCGAAGCCGUUCCCUGGGUGAUCCAGAAUAAGUAUUAUACGGCGGAGGUGUACAUGGACUAUGUGGAUUGUAUGCAUGCGACGUCCAAAGCGCCUGCGAUGAUCCUGUUGGUAAGCCGCGACGCGCCGGUGGGCGACCAUGUCCGUUUCUUGCAAGAAGCCAAGCAGAAGCAGGUGGUGGGAUUCGAGCUGGAUGUGUCGGUUGUGGUCGGAGUCCCCGGUGCGCAGAAUGCACAAGGCGUGCGGCGCUCUGAGGAGAUUGAUCGCGUAUACGCAAUGGAGGGUUGGGAGUACAUCGAUCUGAUGCACGACGAGGAAGGUGCGCCUGGCGCUCGCCUCCGCGAUGCACUCAUGUCACAUACGUGGGACGGAAUGGAGGUGCUAGGACAGCACGUUCAGGUACAUGAAGCACACGACGCUUUCCCUGUGCACGCCGGAUCGCCCGCCGAGGAAAGCUUUGACGACGACUUUUUAGAUUUUGCCAGUGCGCCGGCGCCUGGCGAAGUGCUGCCAAGCGAGCACGAUGUGGAUAUGUAUGCGCAGCGGCUUGGGCUCCAAGACAAGCUGGAAGACAUGUCCACGGUGCCGUUUGACCGACUUCACCUGGAAAUGCAGCGCGUGCGAGCAUUGCCGCAAGGCGCAGAAAAAGAGGCGCAAGCUGCAUUGGUUGCGCUUGCGCUAGACAAAGUGUUAAAGAUGUAA
This is a messenger RNA of Malassezia vespertilionis, 834 nucleotides long. RefSeq lists its product as uncharacterized. Lineage: Eukaryota; Fungi; Basidiomycota; Malasseziomycetes; Malasseziales; Malasseziaceae. Bases 1 to 834 code for a protein of 277 amino acids. The record is from RefSeq and is a predicted model, not a curated record. The transcript is spliced from 2 exons.